UGAGACUUAAUUUCUUUCAUGGCAGCAGGAAAGUUUUAACGAUUUUAACUUAAGUAUUUACAAUUUUUUAAAAUAGUUUUAAUCAUCUAAAUAUGACAAAUGUCGAACAAAUUGAACAAUUCAGAUCAGGAAGAGGUGGAAAUAUAGUUUCUAUAUGCAAAUGCUGCGGACAUCAGGCAUGGACAGACUAUUAUGGAUAUUUUGCGUGUAAAUCUUGCAUACAUUUCUUCAUUAAUUGCAUCAGAAAGAGGAAAACUUUCUCCUGUGUGAACAAUGACGGAAUGUGUCAAUUAGAACAAGUAAAACGACUUAAAUGCCAUUUUUGCAAGUUACGGUACUUAUACCAACUAAAAAUGAAGCCAAAAAUGUAUGGAAAACAUGAAAAUAAUUGGUAUAUGAAAGAAAUCAUACCACAGUUGAGAAGAAGAACAGCACGACAGUACGAUCCUAAGAAUGCGAGUAUGUUAUCAGAACGAAAUUUGAUAGAUAAAUUCUGGUUUCGGAAUAUGCGAAAAAAUGAUGCUUGGAUGAACUUUGUUUUACCAUUAUUAUUAAAAUAUCGAAGAAGAAUCACGGUGGACAAAACUAUAGGAAAAAGAGGAUGCAUUAUGGUAGCUGUUGAUGAAUCUUUGCAUGCCCACGAUGUAUUAAUAUGUGAAUUUCAAUACUUUGAUCCUUAUAAAUGCCAUAUUUUAGCUCAUCAAAACCUCGGAAUUGAUUGUUUGAAUGUUAUACGCAAGUUUCUUAACAGUUCUGAAAGAGGUUAUCCAACUUUAGAAGAAGCAAAGAAUUAUGUGCUUUUGGGUUUAUUGCCUUAAGAAUUUGUAAAUUUUAUCAAUGUUUUAACUCUGAUGUAUAUAUUUACUUAUAAUAAACAUAUAUUUCAAUGUAACCUGUACAUGUUAUAAUGCAUCAAAUGUCUGAGAGAAUUAAAAUAUAUAAAAAUAAAUUUUUCAUAAAUAAACCAUUAAU
Centruroides sculpturatus (bark scorpion) is the source of this 972-nucleotide messenger RNA. RefSeq lists its product as uncharacterized. The record is from RefSeq and is a predicted model, not a curated record. Gene Ontology annotation, molecular function: zinc ion binding; sequence-specific DNA binding; DNA-binding transcription factor activity. The coding region runs from base 93 to 818 and encodes 241 amino acids. NCBI's taxonomy places the organism in Eukaryota, Metazoa, Arthropoda, Arachnida, Scorpiones, Buthidae. Gene Ontology annotation, biological process: regulation of DNA-templated transcription. The transcript has 5 exons.